This is a messenger RNA of Malania oleifera, 1864 nucleotides long. RefSeq names its product probable protein phosphatase 2C 47. Gene Ontology annotation, biological process: protein dephosphorylation. Gene Ontology annotation, molecular function: cation binding; protein serine/threonine phosphatase activity. NCBI's taxonomy places the organism in Eukaryota, Viridiplantae, Streptophyta, Magnoliopsida, Santalales, Ximeniaceae. The transcript is spliced from 4 exons. The coding region runs from base 466 to 1638 and encodes 390 amino acids. The record is from RefSeq and is a predicted model, not a curated record.
GGCAGAGCCAUUAGCUUAUCCUCCCUUCUCUCCCCUCCUGCCUUUCUCACUCCCAAUUCCCAAACACAACAAAACAAAUACUCUCUGCUUUCACAACAUUGAAUUGCUUCCUCUUCUCUUCUCUUCUCUUCUUUCAUUUUUUAAUUGAUUGUUCUAAGCCUGCAGAUUUGGACCAUGACUAAUUAAAUCGAAAAACCUUCUUCUUCUUCUUCCUCCUCUUGACUUCUGUGUGUUUCCCUGCAAACAUUAUCUGGGUCACCUUUUGUUUGAUGAAUUAAGGAAUAAUAACAGGAGAGAAAUCGCAUGUGGGCUAUGCUGAAUUAUCCAAAAAAUGGUGUUUUGAUUGAGCACAGUUGUUAAUUACAGGGAGAGAUCUGGUCAAGAUCCAUAUUUUGAGGCAUUUGUUUUGAUUUGAUUUUUGGUUUAAUGGGUUGAGUUUUGUUCCUUUUAUGGGAGAGAUCAGGAAUGGCUUCAUCAGGAACCGAAUUGUCUCCCCAGUUCGCGGUUGCUGCACAUGGAGUGCACUGCAAUAAGAACGAGGCUUUUGACAUUGAGGACGACAUUAUUCCUGAGAAUUUGGAUAAUUUAAAUCAAGCCAACACUACAGGGAAACCUCCGCGCAACCACUCCCUUAUCCGGCACUGCGUCAGCGCCGCUCGGUUGUCGGAUAUCACUGAAUUGGAAGCAGAUGGUGAGAAUUCAGGCAACAAGCCACCUUCAGAUGAGACGGCUGGAUUUUUGCCAGUGUUUCGGUCAGGCAGCUGUUCUGAGAUUGGACCAAAACGAUCUAUGGAGGAUGAGUUUGUCUGCAUAGAUGAUCUUCAUGAACAUCUUGGUGCAAGUCCAAACUUCCCGUCUCCUGGAGCAUUUUAUGGGGUUUUCGAUGGACAUGGUGGCAUUGAUGCAGCAUCUUUCAUUAGAAAGAACAUCCUUAAGUUCAUUGUUGAGGAUUCACAUUUCCCAGAUGGCGUGAAAAAGGCUGUUAGGAGUGCCUUUGUGAAAGCUGAUCAUGCAUUUGCAGAUGUUGGCUCACUCGAUAGUUCCUCCGGCACAACUGCUCUGACUGCCCUCAUCUUAGAAAGGACCAUGCUAAUUGCUAAUGCUGGGGAUUCUCGAGCUGUGCUGGGGAAGCGGGGAAGAGCAAUAGAACUGUCUAAAGACCACAAACCCAAUUGCGCCUCUGAAAGAUUGAGAAUUGAGAAACUGGGUGGUGUUGUUUAUGAUGGAUAUCUCAAUGGGCAACUAUCGGUUGCCCGUGCACUUGGGGACUGGCACUUGAAGGGGCCAAAAGGUUCAAAGUGCCCCUUGAGCUCUGAGCCGGAGUUGCAGGAAAUUGUCCUGGCAGAGGAAGAUGAGUUUUUGAUAAUGGGAUGUGAUGGGCUGUGGGAUGUGAUGAGCAGUCAGUGUGCAGUGACUAUGGUGAGGAAGGAGCUGAUGCUGAAUAACGAUCCUGAGAAGUGCUCAAGAGAGCUUGUCAGGGAGGCACUUCGGCGCAACACUUGUGAUAAUCUCACAGUUGUGGUGGUAUGUUUCUCCCCAGACCCGCCCCCUCGGAUCGAGAUUCCAAAGUUCCACAGGAGGAGAAGCAUAUCAGCUGAAGGUCUUGAUCUUCUCAAGGGCGUUCUGAAUAAUGCUUGAACAAGUAUUGCUAUUUCAGCUGAGGCUUGUACAGACUAAUGAGGAGUAUUAAACUGCAUGGGAGGAUUUUUUGUUCUUUCAGCUGCCCAUGCCAUUGCUUAGGUUGGGUUGGGGAUUUUUUGAACUGAAAAUGCUGUACAUCUGAGACUAUGAAUUCAACUUUUUGUAGUUUUAAUUAUUGAGUCUCUGCAGUUCUUCUUGCAGGUCUUUGGCCUCUUAGGCCCAA